GAAAAGCAGAAUAGUUAUACUAUGUACAUUAGAAUGAUGAUGUUUUAAACAAUAACGCCCAAAACAUUGAAAUACAAGCAUUUAAGGGAAUUAUAGUAUGCCAAAAUUAUCUCUGCAUUCUAUUCUGAUUUUACUUUAAACUCGUCUGUGCACGCUAGAGAGGAAAGUAGAUUCAGGAAGGAAACAAAUGAAAACAAAAUAUUGCGCGCAAAUAUUCAAGUGGUGUUGCUAAGGCCUGUUAAAAAUCAUAUGACACUGGUUUAGUUUAAGAAGACAUGAAACUGUGUAUGUUGGUUUAGCGCCACCAGGAAGGAUACAAUGGCCGGUUCGUUAUCUGCAAAGAAAACAAUUCCGAAGUUACACAAGAGUAAUGGAGAAAUGGAAGAGAAACAAAUAGCCUUUGGCACGCGCAUUCCUGGACCACGGGAACCAAAGCAUGCCAGGAAAUCACUUAAUAGAAGUGUCAAAUCACUGGGUGGCCAGGAUGUGUCGGAGGAGAACGCCAUGUUGAGGGAGAGUGUACAGAGACUAGACCGGGACCAUAAGAAGAUGGAGGAAGAGCUUGAGCGCACAGUGAAAGAUGCACACGAACAUCUUGCUACCAUGAAAGAUCUACUGGACAAAAAGGAACAAGCACAUGCUGCUCUCUUUGGUGAAGUGUCAAAGAAAAAUGAAGAUUUGGAAGAACAGUUAUCCAAGUAUGAGAGGAAGCUUGUGUCCAGUAACAUUGAUCCAGUGAGUCUGGAGAACAUGGAGCCAAGUGAUGAAGAUGCUCAGGCCAUCGCACAGAAGAAGGUGAUGGCAAAGGUGAAGGUGAAGGACAUGAGGGAGAAACUGAAGGACAUGAACCACAGAACACAGACCUACCUAGAAGACCUACAGAACAUGAAACGUCAACUGGAGGAGUUGGAGGACGUCAGCAGCCGCAUAACAAUGGGAGACGACUCUGAUGAAGAGAAUGUCGCCAAGAAGCAGGAGCCACCGUCAACACUGUUCUUAACACAGGCAGCAGACACCAGCAAAUAAAGCAGUGUACAGUCAUUUACAGACAACAUGCACCACACUUUCUUCGAUUAAAUGAAAAUAGUAAUUGCAGAUGAAGGAAAUAAUUACUGCAUGCUUUUUCUGUAAGAGGCAUUAAGAUGCUAGUAUGCAUGGAGACAGGAUCACUCACUUAAUAAUAAUAUCAGCAUCUGUACAGAAACAUCAGAUGAAAAAAAAUAACAAAGAAUUUGAAAUCCUUUAGAUGGUCCUGUCUCCACAGCAAUCCUCACUAAGGCUGUGCUUGGUCACAGUCAGUUCAUGAAAGUCUGCCAUGUUAAUAAAGAAAUUAUUAAAGAAAUUGGCAAUUUUUUUCAUAUUCCUUUUUGCUUUAAUUAUGGAUUAUAUUUUUCAACAGUGGAGGAAAGUUGUUUUGGUCAGUUCAAUAUUCUUAUUGAUUUAGUUGUAUUUUUCUUAUGGAAAUGUUCCUCGAUUUAUAGAUCUGUACUCAGACCAUUCAUGUUUUAUUUCUUCUGUUGCUGGUAGAAUAGCGAGAAGAGUUUUUCAUCUUUAAUUGGUGAAAUGUGGAUGUCCAUGUAUAGAAUAUCUGUCCAACAUUCCAUGUUGUCUGUGAAACAACAUGUUUGUACAUCCGUCCUAUCGAUUUGAUGUUUCUCAAAUAUUUACAUUUUCCCUACUUCCAAGUGCUUUAUCGCAAAAUUACCAUCAAUACUACUUAUUGAACACAUAUUUUUUUUCAAAAUCUAGAAAUGUCUUUAUGAGAUUGUUGAUAUUUAUACUUUUGUGCCUUAUCAAGCGGAUAUUUUAUUUCACUAUUUUUGAAAAAAAUGGCUUACAUGAGCAUCAGCAAAGAACUACUUAUCAAAGAACAAAGAAAUAGAAAAGCAGAUAUAUUCCCAAAAAUCGUAGGUGUUUUUCCCCUAAUGCAGUACAAACCAUUAGCAUGCCUGUUUUGAGAGUGUUACUUGGCAACUGGGAGCUGAUCUCAGCCUAGCAAAUGUUUCACUAUGGGAUGCUUAAUAAGACCACACCAAUUGUUUCUUGUAUUAUGGAUACUUUGGACCAAAUUGUCUGGAUGGAAACGUUAAACAUUUCCUGACGUGACGGUUAUCUACUCAGGAAACAACUUCUGCGACUCCAAGAAGCAAAACUUCUUUAUGCCGUCAAUCAGACCGGGGGGGAAUGUGGCCAUAACAUCCGAUGACAAAUCACCAAAAGUCAGUGAGCUUCAAUUCAGCUAUGUUUUGUGACCGUUGGGCUAUAGCACUUUUGUUGACAUUUUGCAAAACCAUACAAAAAACAGCAACAAGGAUCAAUUCACAAACUGUAACCGACCUCGUUUAGGCCAAGUUUUCAGUUACCGCUAUGCAAAAAUGAAGUGAUUUGAUUGGCAGUUACACCACAGUCAUCCAAUGAAAUUAUUUACACGCUGCUGAUGGCUAGACACAAUUUAGAAGUCUAUCAAUAUUUUAGUUUUGAUAUUUUGUUUGUUCUUCAAAAUCAGGGGAAAAUGAGUUUGGCAGAUCCGUGAUACAAGAAAAGAAAUUGGUCUGGUCACAUAAUUAUAUCAACUUUUCAGUAAUCACUGCUGAUUUGUAAAAUACCAUGGUGUGACAUAUUCAACCCUAUGUACAUCUCUAGCCCCGAUCAGCAAAGAGGUUGUUGGACUACAGCAUCUGCCAGUCUGUGUUUAACUGUUAAGUUUUGUGGUUAGGGACCCAAGUGUUAGGAAAAUUGAAAGGCUGGGAGGAAAUUUCUGAUGAGAUCGGAGGUGCUCAGUAUGUCGGGGAGAAGUGGAACAGCCUCAAGACAUUUGUUUUGGGGGGGACAUUUAGGAGGUUGAUUAGAGUUAGUGAAUAUUUUAUUAAUGUUUAUUCAAUGAAUGACUAUAUAUAACAACUACAGUGCCAUAUGUUUAUCAGUGCUUAAGAUUUCUAUGAUUGAUUUGUAUCUAAAAUCUGAGAGGUCAAUACUGCUAGUGAUCGCACUCAAAAUGAAAUACAUUUUUGUUGCUAAUAAAUGUUUCACUGAUUUUAACAUAAAGUAUUACACAAAUAUUAAGUUAUUGAGUUAAGAGAAUGAGGGAGAAUUUUUAUCUUUUCUCUGCAGUCGAAAAUUCACAGUAUCCAUCUGAGAAUGGUUUCUGAAGUAAUUGACAUGCAUUAAAGUCGCAUAUUCACAUAAGAUAAGCCAAUCAUCGUUGUGGAGCUAUUUGUGAAGAAUGUGGAGGAUGUAUUUCAUGGUGGUAUACUGUGACCAAUCAACUUUGUUAUUUUUUUAACAUUUGAUGAAACCGUAUCUAGUCUUUAUAAGCGAACAUUGUUUUGUGUCUUUUUAGAACUGCUUUAAAUGAUAUUUUCAAGUGUUUUAUUUUUCAUUUUGAUUGUUUCUUCUGUUUUUCAUUCAUGAUUUUAUUGUUGAUCAAUUAUUUUAUAUAAGGUGAAAUGUCAUGUGUCAUUGUGCAUCCAUCACACUUUGUUUUUGCACUGGUAAUCUAUAUGAAGAGGUUUAUUAUGUGACCCAUUCAGAGGCACUGAGGAAUGAAUGUGAGUGUGCUUAGCAUGAAAUAGCAUACAACACAGUCAUAAAUAUACUUUUUGUUAUUUUACUGUUAAGAUAUUGGUAUUAAUUUUUUGUUUCAUGUUAAUAAUUUGACAGUUAGAUGUCAUAUUUGUAUCAAUGAAUUGCAGAUUGAUAGAUACAGUCCUGUUAUUAAACCACAAAACCUUACAAUAAGUUUUGUAUCCCCUUUGUAUACAUCAUACACAAAACAAUUUUAUACUCAAAUUUGUUUGUUUAAUGCUACAUUAGAUUUCAAUGUAUCGUUUAAUAGAAAUAUUGUAACAUGUUUAAAUGUUUUAUUUUAGUAAAUAAACAUUUUCUUCAAGC
Haliotis rufescens (red abalone) is the source of this 3891-nucleotide messenger RNA. RefSeq lists its product as uncharacterized. Lineage: Eukaryota; Metazoa; Mollusca; Gastropoda; Lepetellida; Haliotidae. The record is from RefSeq and is a predicted model, not a curated record. Bases 319 to 1026 code for a protein of 235 amino acids. The transcript has 8 exons.